AAAAAAAAAAAAAACUCAUGUGAAACCGUCAAACGGCAACAUAUCGGUGAAAGUUUAAACUCUCAACUGAGAUCAGCCGCCCGCACUGGAACCUGACGGUGCUCAAACAAGAUCUCUGAUAUACAUCAACCCUAAUUUCUCUCCCCUUUGCUUACGAAAUCCAUAAUCUUCCAUUGUUUUGCUAAAAAAGAUGAGUGUGAUCGAUAUUCUCACCAGAGUUGAUGCGAUCUGCAAUAAAUACGACAAGUACGAUGUAGAAAAGCAAAGAGAUUCCAAUAUCGCCGGUGACGAUGCUUUCGCUCGUCUUUACUCUUCGGUUGAAUCCGACAUUGAAACCGCUUAUCAGAAAGCUGAAUUAGCAGCAAAUGAGUCGAAUAGGGCUUCUGUUGUCGCGUUGAAUGCUGAGAUUCGUCGUAUAAAAGCGAGAUUACUUGAAGAGGUUCCUAAAUUGCAGCGAUUGGCUCAGAAAAGGGUGAAAGGACUUUCCAUUGAGGAACUUGGGGCUCGUAAUGACCUUGUCCUUGCUUUGCCUGAGAGAAUUCAAUCGAUACCUGAUGGAACUCCUGGACCUAAAAAGAAUGGGGGUUGGACAUCCGGGUGGACUUCUUCAGCUACUCGCCAAGAAAUAAUAUUUGAUUCUGAUGGAAGAUUUGAUAGUGAAUAUUUGCAAGAGACUGAACAGUCAAGCCAAUUUAGGCAAGAAUAUGAAAUGAGAAAAAUUAAACAGAAUCAAGGUCUGGAUAUGAUAGCAGAAGGUUUGGACACAUUGAAAAAUAUGGCACAUGAUAUGAAUGAGGAGUUGGACAGGCAAGUUCCUCUGAUGGAUGAGAUUGACACCAAGGUAGACAAGGCAACUUCUGAUCUCAAGAAUACCAAUGUCAGACUCAAGGACACUGUGACACAGCUGAGAUCUAGUCGAAACUUCUGCAUUGAUAUCAUUCUUUUAUGUAUAAUUCUUGGUAUUGCUGCAUAUUUGUACAAUGUGUUGAAGAAGUAAAUGGCAAUGGUGGCUAACCCGCCAACUAAGUUUUAUGGUGUCAUCUUGUGUGUUGGUGUUCCAGGGUGUGACUUAUUGGUCUGCUUUUCUACAUGUCUUUUAUGUACCUUUGUUCAUACUCCAAAAAUGAACGCGCCUUGCUUAUUAAUACUUCACUUCAUGUAAAUCUAUCGUAGUUUGUAUCACCGUUAUUUUUAGUUUUUGGCAGUAUGUAUCACUAUUAUUAAAUCAGAUGCAAUUUUAUCAAUGUGAAGUUGCAGAUAAUAUUUUGUUAAUGAUCAAACAAAAACAAUUUUUUGUAUCACCAUUUUUAAUGUUCCUCGAUCUUUUCGUUUUAUUGACAAUUUAAAUUAGUUGCGGACGUCCUUGGUCAAAUAGGCCAACUAGUGUAAUUCUCUUAUCAUUACUAAUUUGAACUUAAUCAUUCGGCUCGAAUAAAUAAUUUGAAUUCAAA
This is a messenger RNA of Amaranthus tricolor (Joseph's coat), 1451 nucleotides long. Its product is annotated as syntaxin-71-like. Gene Ontology annotation, cellular component: SNARE complex; membrane; endomembrane system. The record is from RefSeq and is a predicted model, not a curated record. Gene Ontology annotation, biological process: intracellular protein transport; vesicle fusion. Gene Ontology annotation, molecular function: SNARE binding; SNAP receptor activity. NCBI's taxonomy places the organism in Eukaryota, Viridiplantae, Streptophyta, Magnoliopsida, Caryophyllales, Amaranthaceae. The transcript has 8 exons. Bases 191 to 997 code for a protein of 268 amino acids.